AUGUCAACUAAUAGCGACAGUGGUAGCAGUGACGCUGAUAGUGUUAAUGAAUUUUGGAGACUUAGUGAUUUCAUUGAAAGUUCUUCAGAUUCUGUUAAUCUGGAUAUUCUUAUGGACACCGGUUCACAUAUUUCCGAAAGUGACAUUAAUUUUGAUAGAUCCCUCCCUGGACUUCACACAGAACCUGGAACAAAGGUUACACUUCGAGCGAUUUAUAGACAUGGAAUUGUCCUGAUCCCUGGUUAUACCCUUCCACUAAAGACUGUAAACUUAUUAGAACAGCAAGUUAUUGACUUCUACCGUAAUCCUGUUGCCGUUUUACCUGGAAGUGUUCACUUUAAUACUUAUACUUCACCAGGUAGUUCAACAGAUUUCGUCAAUCAAAUUGCUACCAUUGCUCACCUUGUGUCUAUUCGUGUUGAAGGCCCUAAUUAUCACCCAAUUUUAUUGGGACGACAGCGCCUUCGCAUCUUGGAUGUUUACAUGAGUUCCCAAGAUCAUUAUCGCUAUUGCACGGGUCUGGUUCUUCCUGAUAACCUGGGAGAUGAAAUGCACUGCCCCGUCAGCAUACUCUCUAUCCCGCAUUCUUUGUGUCGUUUUACUCGGGAUUCUGAAUUUGUUCCUCUACCUCCUUCAUCCAACGAUCAACCACCCAGUGACCAGUCCCGUUCUCUUCCCUUUCCUCGACCCGGUGAUCCAUUCGCAGUUCUUUUCUCUAGAAUCACUUCUAGUGGUAGUAGUGGUUUUGGCGGUGAUGGUGGCGGUGAAACCUUCAAUCAACGUCAACUCCCUCACCUUCCUUGUCGUCGAGAUGUUAUGGCUACCCUCGCUUGUAGUGUAUCCAAUAUACCACCGUGGAUAUUUCAUCAACACGAUUUAUCUUAUAUAAUUGGUCAAAUUCGAGCAAAGCUCUCACGAUGGACGAAUACUUGGCAAAUGGAGAAAUGGAAUCCUUCCCUGGCUGUCCCAUUCUCCUAUUGGCUCAUUCAGAACCUCCCUCUCACUUUCACCCAAAAAGCUGAUUUCCUAAAACUCGACCCUGUUGUCGUCCGCUUACGAGCCUGUUUAAACUUCAUCGAAACGUGCUCUGGACUUGCUUGCUCCCAGUGUAGAACAGCAAUCUCUUCCCAAACUAACGUGAUUUGCCUUACCGACGAGGGCUCAGUCCAGGCUUACGUGAAUCCCCACGGUAUCAUCUUUGAUAUGCUUACACUGAGCACUGUCUACCAGAGGUCUAUCGUACUUGUCGGAUCACCAACUUCUGAGUACUCCUGGUUUCCUGGGUACGCUUGGACAAUUGCUGAAUGUGCCACAUGUGGCGUUCCACUGGGAUGGCGAUUUACAGCUACGCGGGAUAAUCUUCAACCGCGUCUCUUUUGGGGAAUCAAGAGAGAGGCUCUCCAACAUAUCAAUGAAGGAGAGGAGUCUCAAAAUAUUCAGCGGGAAGGAUUGGUGGUAGAGGAUGAAGGGCCAAGGGGUUUUGUUCCAGGGCUUCCUGAUAUUCUAGAUGAUGAUGAUCAGGAGGGUCAAUCGGAUUCAAUGGGCACUAUUCCUGGACUUCCUUUUCUAGAUGAUGAUGGUUAG
Rodentolepis nana is the source of this 1584-nucleotide messenger RNA. NCBI's taxonomy places the organism in Eukaryota, Metazoa, Platyhelminthes, Cestoda, Cyclophyllidea, Hymenolepididae. The record is from the annotation of a GenBank genome assembly.